AUGGAACGUGUUGUGUUGAAAAAUGCUCCAAAGAACUUACAAAUGAUUUCUCCAGACAUACAGAAGGAUAUUGUCCAUGCAAUUGCAUCUGAAAUCACCAAGGAAAUCAUAUGUGACAUUGGAGAUGAUGUCUUUUCCAUUUUGGUGGAUGAAGCUCGGGAUACAUCAAUCAAAGAGCAAAUGGCUAUCGUUUUACGCUAUGUGAAUGAAGAAGGAUAUGUGAUGGAGAGAUUUAUUGGGAUUGCUCAUGUUGCAGAUACUAAAGUCUUGACACUUAAAAUGGAAAUUGAAUCCAUGCUUGUGGCAAAUGGGUUGAGUUUGUCAAAAAUAAGGGGACAAGGUUAUGAUGGGGCUAGCAAUAUGAGUGGGGAAAUUAAUGGACUCAAGACUUUGAUUUUGGCAGAAAAUUCUUCUGCAUAUUAUGUUCAUUGUUUUGCUCAUCAGCUUCAGUUAACACUUGUUGCAGUUGCUAGACAUCAUGGCGCUGUGAGUGAUCUGAUUAAUUUGGUUGGAGGAUCUUCUAAACGAAUGGAUAAAAUUCGAGAAUGUCAAGCUGCUAAAGUUGUUGAGGCUUUAUGUCGUGGUGAACUUGAGACUGGACGGGGGUUGAAACAGGAACUUGGCCUCAAAAGGCAUUGUGAUACUCGUUGGUGA
This is a messenger RNA of Linum tenue, 654 nucleotides long. The record is from the annotation of a GenBank genome assembly. NCBI's taxonomy places the organism in Eukaryota, Viridiplantae, Streptophyta, Magnoliopsida, Malpighiales, Linaceae.